This is a messenger RNA of Musa acuminata AAA Group (dessert banana), 2204 nucleotides long. Its product is annotated as leucine-rich repeat receptor-like kinase protein THICK TASSEL DWARF1. The record is from RefSeq and is a predicted model, not a curated record. Gene Ontology annotation, molecular function: protein binding. Bases 460 to 1656 code for a protein of 398 amino acids. Lineage: Eukaryota; Viridiplantae; Streptophyta; Magnoliopsida; Zingiberales; Musaceae. The transcript has a single exon.
AAAAGCGGCCACGGCAUAAAAAUAAGAUGGCGUUGGACCAUUCCAUCCCUUCCCGGGAUGUCGAAGAAGAGGAAGGAGGAGAGGGCUCUUCUCUCGCCUUCGUGUCCAACCCCAAAAUGAUGAGCAGCGAGCACACUAUCGCUACAACGCAGUGAGUGCGCGAGAGGAGGAGGCAAAGCUGCCACCACACAAUAAGCCAACUUACUUCGUCCCCACGCUUCCUUCCCCCCGUAUCCUUCAUUGCACUCUGCUGCUGCUGCGCUCCUCUAUUGGUUCCCACCAUUUCAAAGCUUCUUCGUGCCCUUCCCCACCACCACCUGAAAUAAUAUGCUACUACUCCCCAUUCCAUUUUAUCUUCCGUAACCCCAAAAGAGAGAGAGAGAGAGAGAGAGAGAGAGAGAGAGAGAGAGAGAGGGUGGUCGUGGUCUUUGUUGUGCUGCUGUGAAUCUCUGGUUGACAAUGCAGUCACCUGAAGUGAGGGUGGAGGCCGUACUCCUUUUGGUCUUCUUUGUGGUCUUCGUCCCGGCGUCGGCGAUACUGCACCCAGUGGACUAUUUGGUGCUGCAGUCCAUCCGCAAGUCGCUGGCCGACCUCCCAGGCUCCGCCUUCUUCGCCAGCUGGGACUUCACCGCCGAUCCCUGCGCCUUCGCUGGCGUGGUCUGCUCCGGCGAUCGCGUCGUCGCCCUCUCCCUCGGCGACCCCCGCGCGGGUUCCCCGGGCCUCUCCGGCAGCCUCCCCCCCUCCCUCGCUCGCCUCUCCGCGCUCGAGGAGCUGUCCCUCGUCCCCGGCCUCGUUGCCGGCUCCCUCCCUGCCGCUUUUCCCCCGGGCCUCCGCUUCCUCGCCCUCGCCAGUAACCGUAUCUCCGGCCCGCUUCCGCACUCCCUCGCGGCCCUCCGCGGCCUCCGGACCCUCGACCUCAGCAACAAUCUCCUAUCCGGCAACAUCCCCACCGCCCUCCUCCGCCUACCGGAGCUCCGGACCGUCAUCCUCGCCCACAACCGCCUCGCUGGCCCCGUCCCCGCCUCCGUCGCUGCCCCUCUCCUCCGCCUCGAUCUCAGGAGUAACGCUCUCACCGGCUCCGUUCCGUCCCUGCCCCCUUCCCUCAUCUACCUCUCCCUUGCCUCCAAUCGGCUCUCCGGCCACGUCGAUCGAGUUCUCCCUCGGCUCAACCGGCUCAGCUUCCUCGACCUAAGCGCGAACAGGCUCUCCGGUCCCAUCCCGGGAAUCCUCUUCACCUUCCCCAUCUCGUGGCUGCAGGUGCAGAGAAACCAGUUCUCCGGUCCCCUCAGGCUGGGCGGCCCGCUCCCGGUGUCGGGGGCGACGGUCGACCUCAGCUACAACCGGUUCACCGGCAAAGUGCCGGCGGAACUGGCGCCAGCAGGGCGGCUGUACCUGGACUUCAACCGGUUCGAGGGGGAUGUGCCGGCGGCGAUCGUGGACCGGGUGGUGGCGGGGGGCAUGCGGGUGCUCUACCUGCACCACAACUACCUAACGGGAUUCCGGAUCGGGACGGCUGCGUCGGUGCCGGCGGGCACCUCGCUGUGCCUGCAGUACAACUGCUUGGUGCCGCCGGUCGACGCGCCGUGCCCACGCAAUGCCGGGCCAAGGACGGCGCGGCCACCGCAGCAGUGUGCCGGCGGCGGCAAGAAGGGCUGACGGAAGAAGACAGAUAUGCCGAAGAGCAGCGAAUUUUUUUCUCUUUCAAACAAAAUGGUAGAUUUUUACCUUUCUUCACUGCAAAUACAACAAAAAAAAAAAAAAAAUUAAGUGUAUUUUGGGGCGAGUAAUUAUUACACAUUUUGAUAUUUUUUUUGGGGGCAUACUACUGCAUACUUUUGGAAUCCUACACUCAAAAGUCUACAACAACUUCAAAGACUUACAUCGUUCGAUAUGCGGUGUUAUAGUCUCAUCCCAGAUGGAGUGUAAGGUUUUGAUCAGUUUAAACGUUAUGAUUAAGGGUUUAAACAGCGGUGGACCGAGUGGAUUUAAAAGCCCCGAAGAAUUCCAAAUGGAUUUAAAAUCUCAACAAAUAAUCUGCAGAUGAGCAGCAUGGCUACUCAUCAAUGACUGGCUUGGCACAUCCAAGUGUGCACAAAUUGUUAGAUGCAGUCACUGUUGAGGUUAAUGGUAAUAUAGAGAGGACAUCGGUAAUAUAACUUUUGUUGCCUAGUGCUUAGCUAUGUCUGUCCUGAAGAAGGUUACUA